AAGGUCACCAAAUUCUCUCCCAGUCCGUCAGAAAUGUUCAAGAUGCUGACAACAUCGCACCUGCUCCUUCUCUUCUGUCUCGUCGGGGCAGGGAGUGCCCUGUACAAACAGUGGAUUCCAGAUACCAACUAUGAGAAUAAGACCAACUGGGACAAAGAUGCUGUCCCAUGUGGCAGUGACACAGUUCAGUUUCCAGCUCAGAGAAAAGUGUCUGUGUUUGUGGAGACGACACAUGCUGUGCGGGAGAUGAGGCUCCCAUUGGAUGGGGAGUUCAUCCUGAAUUCUGGAGCUGGAUUUUUUGUUGUUAGCGGAGAAGAGCCAGGCUGUGGGGCGGGUGUCACGAUGAAGUUCAAAGAUUCAGAGGGUCUACAGUGGUUCAACCCAGCUCUGUGGCAGGCGGCGGCAACUCUGGACGACCUGCAGCAAGGAAACGUCUUGUUCUCAGUCCACGAGGAGAGCGUCCCAUGCGAGUAUGAUGAUGUGGUUUUCAAAGACUACUCCUCUUUCAGGGUAGACACCAGCUCUAGUCAGUCAAGCAUUCCUGUCAAAUCUGUUUUCGUGCUUGGGAUGAUCUUUGAAAUGGGUUCAGAGUUCUCCCAAUAUCUGGGCACGCGCUCCGGGAGGCUGCAGUUUCACGGAUCUUCUGCUGUUACUGUUGGAAAACCAGCUUGUGGGGAUCCUUCCGGCUGUGACUGUGGAAAUUCUGUAAACCAUAAGCGGAUCUGUGGCACUGUCACAUGUGACUCUUUGAGUUGUAAGACGCCUCUUUCCCCUGUCGGACACUGCUGUAAAGUUUGUGGUGCUAUUGUCACAAUCAAGUUCUCCGCUGAUUUCGACCUGCAGACCUACAGGCAACGGAUCCAUCACCUUUUUCUUAUGCUGCCAAAAUACAAAUCCAUCCAGCUGGGCAUGUCUAAAGUCGCCAAACCACAGCGACUGAUGGGGAUUGUCCCUUUUGGUACCACCCCUGAGAUCCAGGUAGUUAUCCUGGAUGGAGAGAAAGGAACACAGGCAGAAAAUUUGGCCUGGGACAUAGUGAAAGAUGCUCGUUCUCAUGGCUCUAACUUGGGAAUCACUGAGGCUGAAUUUCAAGCCUCCUCUGGGGGCAGCAGUGAUCAGUCUGGAAGCAAUGCUGGGGUUAUUGUUGGAGCUGUGAUUGGAGUUUUAAUUUUGAUCACCCUGGUUGGUACAUUGGUAGUCCUUGUUCGUAAAGGUUUUGUUCAAAUGCCAUCAAUGCCUUCGAUGCCUUCGAUGCCUUCAAUGCCUUCGAUGCCUUCACUGCCUUCACUGCCAUCUCUGAGCAGAUUUAAAAGACACAGUGACAUUGGGGACCUUGGCGGGACUCUUGACCAUGGCUAUGACAAUCCCAUGUUUGACAGGCCUAACAUGAUGCCUGAUAUCCCUGCUCUGUAUGGUAAUGAAACCAAUUCUUCAAUCUCGAUGACCCAGACAGGUGUGCACUUUGUGAAUCCAGUUUAUGAUGAUAAUGAAACUGAUUUUAAUGCCUGAAAUGAAUGUGAUUUUAAUGUUUUUUUGUUUUUUUUAAAUGAUUCCUAAAAUUUCAACUCAAAGAUUCUAUGGACCCUGUAAAACAACAAGCCCUCCUCCUGUAGUUAUAUAAUAGUUCAGCAAUGCAAAUAAACCUUUACAACCCAAUGGACUUUAGACAAAUAAAAGUAUUACCAGCUGA
Labrus mixtus (cuckoo wrasse) is the source of this 1690-nucleotide messenger RNA. RefSeq names its product amnion associated transmembrane protein (gene amn). Gene Ontology annotation, biological process: receptor-mediated endocytosis; intracellular protein localization. The coding region runs from base 34 to 1509 and encodes 491 amino acids. The transcript has a single exon. Gene Ontology annotation, cellular component: apical plasma membrane; endocytic vesicle. Lineage: Eukaryota; Metazoa; Chordata; Actinopteri; Labriformes; Labridae. The record is from RefSeq and is a predicted model, not a curated record.